AACAACAUUAAUCAAAACGAUCUAGGGCUUGAAGUCGUUUUGUGUUUAGUCGUCUGCAGAGAAACAAAGUCCAAACUCCCCAAACCCAAAGAACGAACCAACGAACCAACCGACCUAUAAUAUAACAGCGGCCUCAUUCGCGCUCGAUUCUCCUCCCAAAGAAUCUCCCUUUAACAGAUUUUACUUUUUCAGAUUAGUCUCGUCAGUUUCAGUUCAUCCUCACUAACCAUGCCAGCCGAAGACAUGAACCGUCGGAAAGAGAGAUUGAUAGAUGAAUCUAAGAAGAUUGUGGACAACAUAAAUGCAAUGACUUUUGCAAACUUAAAUGAUCAACAAGUGCAUUCCCUGAUGACGAUGAGAGAAAUAGCACGUGGAAUUGCUAAUAACAGAGUUGAAAAGGUUACUAAGAGUGAUGUGAAAAAGGCAUUAUCCUUCAGUAUUGAAAAGAUGGUGGGAUCAUGCAAGGAUGUCAAUAACAUUUUAAGUAGAAUACCUUGUGAUGGUAUGGAUGACGAGCAGACUCAGUCAGUGUCACGAAUGAAAGAAAUUGUUUCAAUGAUUGUUACAAGACGAGCUAAAAUUUCAUCGACUCAACGUGAACUUAUUGAAUCAGUCAGUGGAGUAGACGCAGAGACUGUGGAGAGUAAGAUGGGUGGGGCCUUGAUCCCAGCAAACAGGGAUAUAGGUAUUGGAGGGCUUCAAAGAAGAUUAUUUGAAAAUGAGGUGCUGGACGUGGGAGCUCAGGCAAGAAAUAAUGACAGCCAGAAUGAGGAGAGGGACAGUGUUAUGAAUGAGCCCACAGCCUUAGGUAAUGGAGAUGUGCCGCUUGGAGAGCAACAAAUUGUAAUGCUUGUUGAUGGAGCAGAGACUGCUAGCAAUGAGGUGCAGAUUGGUCAGGUAGAAGGGAUGAUGUUUGAUGACGUACAAUUGGUGGUGGAAAUUGAUGAUUUACAACCUGAAGAUGGUCGGAAUGAUCUGAUGGAAGUAGAUGAGUUAAGAGCCCAAGAUGGUAAUUACGAGAUGGUAGAAGCUGAUAGGUUAAGAACUGAUACUAGUCAGAAUGCGAUGGUGGAAGUCGAUGAGUUAAGAAUUGAAGAUGGUCAUAUUGAGAUGGAGGAAGCUGAUGAGUUAAGAGGUGAACAGGGUAGGAGUGAGAUGGCGGAAUUUGUUGAGCUAAGAACUGAUGAGAUGGAGGCUGAUGGGUUAAGAACUGAUGAGCAGAAUGAUAUGCAAAAAAACUUCAGUGAGACAUCUGAACCAAAAAAUAAAGAUAAUCAGAAUAAAGCGUCACUCUCACCCUUUCGACUACCUAUUGCAUGGCCCCCAGAUGGGAAAAUAACCUUAGACUGGGUGAAAAAUAUGAUGACUGCAUUUGAGCGGUCUUCAAAGAGGGACCCACCAUCAGAGUUUUGGUCUCGCAUGCCGCUUGCUGUGGUGGAUAAAUUAUUAAAUGCUGCUUCAAGUAUUCUAUCCAAGGAACCAAAUUGUGUGGCAGUUGAUUGCCAAGGAGAAGAUUCUAGGGUUGCUGUAGUGGGUGAUGUUAAUGGACAAUUCCACGAUCUACUCAAUAUUUUAAAAAUUGUUGGGCUGCCCUCUGAGAAGCAAUUUUAUGUUUUUAAUGGAAAUUAUGUAGACAGAGGAGCAUGGGGCUUAGAGGUGUUUCUGAUCUUGUUGGCUUGGAAGGUUUUGAUGCCCAAUAGAGUUUAUCUGCUACGAGGAAAUCAUGAGACCAAAUUUAGUACAUCGAUAUACGGUUUUGAGCAAGAGGUGAAAACCAAGUUUGGUGAUCAAGGUGAAAUGGUCUACAAGAAUUGUGUGGAAUGCUUUAAAGAUCUCCCUUUGGCCUCAAUUAUAGCAGGUUGUGUGUACACCACUCAUGGAGGUCUUUUCCGAAGCACACGUACUGGACCUGUACGAAGGUCUAAGAGAAAGAGGGCACAAAAUGUGGAGCUAGGCUCUUUAGAAGACUUGUCUAAAGUGAAUAGACUUCUUAUAGAUGCUCCAGAUGGAGGUCCAAAUGCAUUAUUGGGUGAUGUGCUAUGGUCAAAUCCAUCGAUGGAAGAUGGUCUAUUUGAGAGUGUAAAUCAAGGAAUGGGUCUAUCUUGGGGUCCUGAUUGCACCGAGGCUUUCUUGAAACAAUCAAAUUUAAAGUUGAUCAUAAGAUCUCAUGAAGGCCCUGAUGCAAGAGCUGGUCAAGAUGAUUUUGGAGACAUGCUAAGCGGGUACAGUAUGGAUCAUGAUGGAGAAUCAGGGACACUGUACACUUUAUUUAGUGCUCCAGAUUACCCACAGUUUGGCGAAACGAAAUAUAACAAUGAAGGAGCAUAUGCUAUACUGAAGCCUCCAAAUUUUGAAAGUCCAUCUUUCCACUCUUUCAAAGCCAUAGAAAGACCAGAGGUGCAUGGACAGACUACAACAGAUCGUUCAUCUUCAUCUCGAAGUACUUUUCCUCCUUGGAUAAGCCCUAAGGUCGACUUUGAGGCAUUGGGCAUUUCUAAUCCUCCUUCAUGGAGUGUUCCUUUGGCAGAUGAUAUAGGUGGCAUGCAAGUUGUCCAAAUUCCUAGGGCCCCUACGGUAGAAGGACUGCCUCUACCAUCAAAUUUGCAGGAGCCUCAUAAGGCUGCUUUUGAGUAUCUCUUUGAGCUUAUCGCUGCACUGAAGCAUAUGAUUUCAACUAGACAGCAGACUGAGGCUGGGGUUCAAAAGUCAGCUGAGGGGUGUGUUCCAAAUGAAGGGCAAGGGCAAAACGUGGAGGUCAACUUGAAUCAAGCUGUGAGAGGGGAUGCUCCAGAUGAAAGCCAAGAGCAAAACUACGAGGUUAAUUUUAAGCAAGCUGAGGAAGGAAGUACUCAAGUUGAAAGCCAAGGGCAAAACAAUGAGGCCAGCUUGAAGCAAGCUAAAAAAGGAAGUGUUCCAUAUGAAAGCCAAGGGCAAAACUACGAGGUCAGCUUAAAGCAAUCUGAGAAAGGUUGUGCUCCAGAUGAAAGCCUAGGGCAAAACAAUGAGGCCAGCUUGAAGCAAGCUAAGAAAGGAAGUGCUCCAUAUGAAAGCCAAGGGCAAAACUACGAGGUCAGCUUGAAGCAAUCUGAGAAAGGUUGUGCUCCAGAUGAAAGCCAAGGGCAAAAUUACGAGGUCAGCUUGAAGCAAUCUGAGAAAGGAAGUGCUCCAGAUGAAAGCCAAGGGCAAAACUAUGAGGUCAACUUGAAGCAAGCAGUGGAAGCAAGUACUCCAUAUGAAAGCCAAGGGCAAUACAAUGAGGUCAACUUGAUGCAAGUAGAGGAAGGAAAUACUCCAUAUAAAAGCCAAGGGCAAAACAAUGUGGCCAACUUGAAGCAAGCAGGGGAAAGAGGUACCCGAGAUGAAAGCCAAGGGCAAAAUUAUGAGGUGAACUUGAAGCAACCAGUGGAAGAAAGUACUGCAGAUGAAAGCCAAGGGAAAAACAAUGAGGUCAAAGCAGUGGAAGAAAAAAGUACUCCAGAUGAAAGCCAAAGGCGAAACAAUGAUGUCAAUUUGAUGCAAGCAGUGGAGGAAAGUACUCCAUGUGAAAGCCAAGGGCAAAACAAUGAGGAAGAAGGUACUCAAGAUAAAAGCCAAGGACAAAACAAUGAGGCCAACUUGAUGCAAGCAGAGGAAGUAAGUACUAAAAAUGAUAGGCAAGGACAUAGUAUUCCAGUUAAAAGCAAAUGUCAAAGUAAUAAUGAGUUCAACUUGAAGCAAGCAGAGGAAGGAAGUGUUCCAGAAGAAAGCCACGGGCAAAGUAGCCAGAUUAACAUUAAGCCAGCUGAGAAUGCCUAACAUAUCAAAACUUGUGAGACUCGAGGAAUCUUUGCUAAUUUGUUCAAAGAUUGUUUUUUGGUCUUAUACAUCUUAUCUUAUGAAAAGAAAAGUGAUUACUUUUCAGUGA
Messenger RNA from Humulus lupulus (European hop), 3904 nucleotides. RefSeq lists its product as uncharacterized. Gene Ontology annotation, molecular function: protein serine/threonine phosphatase activity. The coding region runs from base 229 to 3795 and encodes 1188 amino acids. Lineage: Eukaryota; Viridiplantae; Streptophyta; Magnoliopsida; Rosales; Cannabaceae. The record is from RefSeq and is a predicted model, not a curated record. The transcript is spliced from 11 exons. Gene Ontology annotation, cellular component: nucleus; cytosol.